GGCGGCUAAGAUCUCUAUUAUGACCCGGGCAAGGCGCCGAAAGCUGUAUCGUAUGUACACACAACAGAAUCAUUCAAUAAAUUGAGGAGCACGACAGCGGAGACAGAAGUCCAUAAAUGUUAACAAUCCUUGGGAUAACGGCAAACCUACGCCGCAUAUGAUCUGUAAGGAGACACCUCGAUGCGCAGCCUUUCGCCCAUCAUCUCGCUCAUGCCAGCCCAUGCAUUACCUCGUGGCUCACGCAGACGUAAGGUCACUUCAAAUGCCGUUCCCCUCGUCCUCGUCAACGCCUCAAGUGCCGGACCGAAAGUUUCUAGGUCUCCCUCGAUAUCGAGCGCCUGGAGCUCUGGCAUGUCCAUCAGACGGUCGAUCAGGUCACUAUCCACAGGCUUCUCGUGCACGACGGGCCUGCCGUUUGGCCAUCUGUCGGCCAUGGGCUCCCAGAUGGCGAGUUUCUUCAGCCCGGGAAGGUCGUUUAGGACCUGACGCAGCUCGGAAGAGGUGAUUGUGACGUGCCGAAGUGUAAGCGAGCGUAGACAUGGCGCCCACGUCGAGCGGCGCACGAGCGCGCUCCAGGCGGUGGACGGCCAGACGACGUUACGGGGCUUUGGUGAGAGACCGGUAGAUGGAGGGGGCAAGGUUGCUAUGUCGCGACGCGUUGGGGCAUACAUCGAACCCUCGGUGACGACCUCUGUGGGCUCGAUGACCAGCUCCUCCAUGCCUUGGGGCAGGAUGAACGCGCUCAUCACCGUGCGUAGCAUC
This is a messenger RNA of Schizophyllum commune H4-8, 762 nucleotides long. RefSeq lists its product as uncharacterized. The transcript has a single exon. NCBI's taxonomy places the organism in Eukaryota, Fungi, Basidiomycota, Agaricomycetes, Agaricales, Schizophyllaceae. The record is from RefSeq and is a predicted model, not a curated record. Bases 158 to 505 code for a protein of 115 amino acids.